Messenger RNA from Arvicola amphibius (Eurasian water vole), 3036 nucleotides. RefSeq names its product leucine rich single-pass membrane protein 1 (gene Lsmem1). The record is from RefSeq and is a predicted model, not a curated record. The coding region runs from base 1816 to 2202 and encodes 128 amino acids. Lineage: Eukaryota; Metazoa; Chordata; Mammalia; Rodentia; Cricetidae. The transcript has 4 exons.
AAGAAUUUUGCUGGGCAUUGCAUUGAAUCUGUAGAUUGCUUUUGGUAAGAUUGUCAUUUUUACUGUUAAUUCUACCUACCCAAGAGCAUGGGAGCUCUUUUCAUUUUCUGGUGUCUUGUUCAAUUUCAGAAAUGAGAAUGCUUAUCCCACACUUGAGUUUAUGAAGAUGGAAACUUCAAGAAAUCAUUGAGUAAUUUCUGCUGAUAGAUUUCUGGGAACCUGAUGUAUAAAACAGAGUUGACAGUAAUGAAGUGCUGUGUGGCUGGCCAGCCAACCACUGGUUCUCAGCCUGAAGCAAUCAACAAUGGGUGUAUUUGACUCUACGGUGGCAUUCAUUGGAUUUCCUGGGAAUUGAAUCUGAAUAUCACAAGCGACAUUUGAAAGAAAUAGCAAGGAAUCCUUGAAAAUGUCCCCAGAAUAGACAAUUUACAUGACAACAUUUUCUUUUGAUUCAAAAUUCUUCAAGCGGCAUUUCAGACGUUCGAGAAGCUGCCCUGUUCCCGACUAGUCAUUUUCCAGGACUCUGACCAAAGCCUUUAGACCGGUGUGACUGGAAGCUGCUUACCCUCUGGUGAUGGUGUUCUUAGGCUCUAUUUCCCAUCUCUGGAGGAUUAAUUAAUACUUGAGAAUUAGAAAAUUAGAGAAGGGGGGGAACCGUGAUCAUGAAAUGAAGCAGGUAGUUAAGCAAAGGAUACGGGAUUUGAGGCAAAAUGGGUAAUUAGGGUUUUGUUUUCUGACCUGCAGGACAAGCUGAUGGGAACACCUUAUCCAUUCAGAGCUUAGUUUAAAAUAUGUGACACUUCUGAUCGAAGUUAUCAAUUGCGUAGUCUUGGUUCUCAAAAUGAGAAUUCCUGAUCCCCGAAAGUUAAUUACGUCCCUAAAGGAAACACCGUAAGGGAAACUGGAACACAUACUCCAACGGUUUUGAAGCAGAGUGAUGAGCAGGGGCAAGGUAAGGCCAUAAACAACUGCAAGUCUUCCCAGCCUCACGGAGCAGCCCCAGAUCUGGCACCGGCAGCUUGCGGGCAGCGGUUUCCACUGCCCACCAGGGGGCAGAGCUGCUCGGCACAGAAGGAAGAGAAACAAGACUGGUUUUCCCAAGAGCCAGAUGCGUGACUAAGCAGAGAAGAAAUCGUCUUGGAAGGAAUGAUGAAAUGUGUAAUCUUUGCGCUCACACUCUAGGUAGCUCAUUGGAGGCCCUGAGUCCCGGACCUGCUGCUCUAGUUUAGGUCUUUCAAAACCUCCCUGAAGGCGAGUGUUGAAAGCUUGCUCAGUCGCCAGCCUGUGACACCACUGGGAAAUGAUGGACCUUUAGGUGAAAGGCAGAUCGUUAGGGUCAUGCUCUUGAGGGCAUCUUCAGAUCCGGCCCUUCCUAUCCUAUGCUUCUUGGAUGCCAUGGGACAAAGCCGCUUGUUUCUGCUGUGCCCACUAUGUUUUCUCUUGCCGCAAGCCCGCUCUAGAGAUCUGCAGCUGUGGGCUAGUACAGACCUUCAUUCUCUAGAACAGCGGGCUCAUUUGGGACACUAUGACAGUGGGUGGAAAGCUAACACGCCGGCCAUCGGUCUAGCUGUGCUGUCACAACUAUUCUUCCUGUUUUCUGCAGCUCUUCGGUCGGUCUGGAGUCCCUGCACGCCAGCUGUCACCGGUAGCGCUAGCCCGUGGCAGGGUCCUAAUACACAGGAGCCACCAUAGCAGAAGUGUUGGGAGCGUUCUGUCAGCUGCCUCAGCCCAGCCACGCCCACCGAGUAAGGACAUUUGGCUUCAAUUUAAUAAGAACCACAUUAGUUACCAACUGAAUUAAGGCUUGGAGGGACAAUGACUCACUCCUCCCAGGGUGUUGAACCUCACGGCAUCCAUGAAGAAGGAAAACUCUAUGUUGUGGAUUCCAUAAAUGACUUGAACAAACUCAAUCUCUGUCCGACAGAAUCGCAACAUCUAUUCCCGUUAGAGCAGAAAAUCUCAAACACUGCUGCGCACCCAGGAAAUGGAAGACGCGGUCUGUUCUUUGUGGGACUGCUCCUGAUGUUGACGGUCAGCCUAGCUCUGGUGUUCUUUGCCAUCUUCCUAAUAAUUCAGACAGGAAACCAGAUGGACGACGUGUCAAGAAGACUGACGGCUGAGGGAAGAGACAUAGACGACCUUAAGAAAAUCAACAGCAUGAUCGUAAAGCGGCUCAACCAACUGGACUCGGAACGGAAUUGAAACGAUUUCCCUCCAAGAGUGGCCACGGAUAGCAGGAGCGUCUCAGCUUGCCCGGAAGUACAUAGGACUGAGAAAGUGCGCUUCUUCAGGCCACAGAUCCCAGAUCCGCUCUGACACCGGCUAGUUCAAGGACGGGGAUCGCUCUGAGUUUAGAGGCGGCAGCCGGAAAGAGGUGAACUGGAUUCAGGCUGAUAUUCUGCUAACCGGUUGCUUCAGCUUUGGUGGGGUUAGGGUGGUGGGUGAGUAGCGUGGAGAGGAAUCAAGAGCGAGAGAACUCAGCCCUUUAGGUGCAACUGCUUAGAGAAAAUGUUUUAGAAGACUUCCAGCGUCCUAGUGAGGUCUAUGAUGCCUCAGGCCCAUGUAUAGAUUCCCGCUUACACCUAAGGCCUCCGCAGAACUGUCCAUGCUGCGGUGAACCAGGCGGUCACUCUUCUAUCCGGGUGACACACUUCCACUACAGCUUUUGAGCACCGUUGUCUGCUGCUCUCCCGACUGUUUCCUGAGCUCUUUGUGAUAACCAUCUGGUUCUAGAGACUCUCCCGUACAUCUGUGGGAAAAGACUAUAAUGUCUAUUUAUGCAUAAUUUAUAAACUCUGUUAAGCUUUGUCAUGAAAAAAAAUCUCUUGGUACUCUGCUGAUGACUUGGAAGAAACUGUUUAGGUGUGUGGUCUUUGCCAGAUUAGAGUAGAGCAUUGUGUAUUUGGGGACAUUCUUGUUUCAGCAUGUUAAGAAUGGUGGUGGCGCUUGCCUUUCAUCAGGAGGCGGAAGCGGAUGGAUCUUUGUGAAUUCGAGGCCAAAGAGUGAGCACAAUAAACUUUGUCCCUUAAAAGUUAA